AUGGCACCGCUGCUGCUGGUGCUGCUGCUGCUGGGCAUGGCCCCCAGCCUGGGCCGGCCCCUGGAGCCCUGCCCGGGGCCCUGCCGCUGCCGCAGGCGCCGGCUGGACUGCAGCCGCGCUGCCCUGGCCAGCGUGCCCCCGGCCACCCGCCGACGGCCCUUCUCCGAGCUGGAUCUCACUGGGAACGCGCUCGCCCUCAUCCCCCCGCAGGCGUGGAAGGGAUACCCGUGGGCAGAGAAGCUGGUCCUCCAGGACAACAGCCUGCGGGCAGUGAAGAGGCGCUCGCUGGAGGGGCUGCUCCUGCUGAGGCACCUGGAUUUAUCUUACAACAAAAUCCAGUCAAUUGAGGCACGUGCUUUUGAGAACCUUCCUUUCCUGGAGACGCUAAACCUGGAGGGAAAUCUCAUCACCGAGAUCCGGAACGACACCUUCCGGGCAUGGCACGGGAUGCAGUUCCUGCAGACACUGAUCCUGAGCCGUAACCCCCUGUCUGUUAUCGAGGACACGUGGUUCUUCAAGCUGCCUUCAGUCACCCAUCUGGACCUGAGUGCCACACGAGUGACUCGGCAGACACUGCUCAUGCUGCUGCUGAGAACAUCCCGCCUGGAAACACUCAAGCUGUCCAACGACACGGCCUGCUGCCUCUGCCAGCACAAGCACAGCACCGAGACCCCGUGCAGGACCCUCAGCUUUGACUGCGCGAGCGUGUGCAGCACCAGUGCUCCCCGCUGCGCUCCUCUGGCAGAGACUCCAGGACACCUAACGGGAGCGGUGGCACCCAGGAAGGGGAGCAGCAGCUCCAUGUUGAAGCUCCAGCCCAAGGAGCCUUCGCUCACAGAGCAGAGAACCGUCACACUCACGGUCGUCCUGAGCCUGAGCAGCCCCGAUGCGUCGGCACCUUCCCCUCAGCAGCUCUCGAGGCAGGAGGGCAGCACCGCCAAGGAGCUGACACAGAUGCUGCAGAACGUUCAGCACAGGGGCUGGAGCAGCUCCAUUGACACCAGAAGAUUCUAUUUCCUGGCAGAGGGGCUCGUGGCACAGCUCAAGACCAAGCUGCACAAGGCCAUGAGCACCCUGACUGUGAGAAGCUCUGACACAGCCCGGCCACUGCAGAGGGAUGAGGGGCAGGAGGUGCCAGCAGGGCAGGGAGGAAGAGGCACAGGAUGGGAACAGCGUGAGCCUCUCCUGGACUUGGCCCGGGCAGAAUCCACCCUUUUGGAAGCGGCCCGGAGGCUGAACAUCACCGAGAUCCUGCCCGUCUCCAGCCACCACACAGCACCCACCGCUCCUGUGGCACAGCCCCCUACACAGUACCCAGCGGAGGGCCCGCAUCUGGCCCGGUCAGGCGAGAGCCAAGCUGACACCGAUACUGAUGAAGAGAACAACACGGCUGAUGGAAUGGAGGAUGAGGAGGGUUCAGAAGACCAGGAGGAAGCACCAGCUCCAACUCAGGGCUCUGCCAGGACCAACGAGGAGCAGGAGCAGCAGGACACUGAUGGGACAGUGGGCAGUGAGGAUGCAGAGGAAGAGCCCACAGCAGCAGAGGGUGCAGCAGAGGAGAGGCUGAACACGAUCCAGCAUUUUUUCUUUACUCUGCUGGCUAACAACGGCCCCCCUGCUGCCAGCAGCGCACCCCAGGUCACGGCUGCAGCGGAGCGUUCCCCUGGGGGCGGGCGCCCACCCACCGCCCCUGCAGGCACCACAACACGGGGGCAGCACCAGGAGCAGGAACCCCCCGUCCCAACAGCACCGGGCAGCUCCAGCGACCCGGGCGGCGCAGCCACGCCAGGAGCCGCCUUCGACACCCUGCUCAGCCGCCACCUGCACUCGCUGGUGCCAGACCGAGCCCUGCGCAGGUUCAUGGCGCACGUGGCUCGAGCCCUGCGCGGGGACUGCGGCCUGCCCCAGCUCCAGCCGGCCUGCGCCAAGAUGGUCUCGAGGACGGGGCUGCUCCUGAAGCUGCUGAGCGAGAGGCAGCGCGACCCGGAGCCCUCUGACCUCCUGGAGCAGUGCGUGCAGGAGGAGGAUGCCGGCACCUCGCCUCCCCGUGCCCAGGUCCAGGCCAGGGAGAUGGGCAGCGAGUCUGCAGAGACGGAGAUGGCCAAGCACACCUCUGGCCACAAGCUCCUGUUGGGUCUCUCGCUGUCCUUCCUCAUAUUGAGUAUUAUCGUCCUGGUGCUGUGCUGCUUGAAGGUUUGCGCCAAGAAACGUGACCAGGCUUCCCAAGCCAGCAGCGGUUGUGGCUUGAAGAGCUGCUUUCAGAACCUGCGGCCCAAGUGCUGGAGCAGGAGCAAGGACACGGACACGGACAAGGACGAGGUAAGGGCAGGAGCAGGCGCCAGCUCUGCCCCUCUGCCCGCUCCCUGCCCCGUGCCUGCUUCUCACCUCUCCAACCCCUGCCCCGCAGGAGGCGGCCCUGGCUCAGCCCAACGCUGGGGAGGAGUCAGACCUGGAGGAGGUGGUCGUCGACCAAAGCGGAUCCGAGUCAAGCUCUCCCAGUGCGGACGAGUCACAAGGGGACGAGCCGAUUUCCCUCGCCUUGGGAUUGCGCUGAGCCCCGGCGCCAUGGUCCCUCUCCAUGGACCAGGAUGCUGCAGGCCCCUGGCUGCUCGUGACACCCCACGGCGAACAUCAUGGAGUUCAAGAAGACCAAGUGCUCCAGCGUGGAGAAGAGAAGGCUCCAGGGAGACCUUAGAGCAGCUCCCAAUGCCUGAAGACACUACAAGACAUCUGGAGAGGGACUUUAUACAGGCGCCUCUAGAGAUAGGAUGAGGAGUAGUUUUAACCUUUCGUUUUAACGUGUGAUUGGAUUCGACAUUAGGUUUAGGUUCAACUUAGGUUUAGAUUAGGCAUGAAGAAGAUUUGACUUUCGGUUUAGAUUAGGCAUGAAGAAGAUUCGGCUUUAGGUUUAGAUUAGACAUUAGGUUUAGAUGAGACAUUAGGAUGUUCUUUGAUGUGACCAAUAAAACUGUUUGGUU
Messenger RNA from Strigops habroptila (Kakapo), 2978 nucleotides. RefSeq names its product leucine-rich repeat-containing protein 37A-like. The transcript has 13 exons. Gene Ontology annotation, molecular function: protein binding. The record is from RefSeq and is a predicted model, not a curated record. NCBI's taxonomy places the organism in Eukaryota, Metazoa, Chordata, Aves, Psittaciformes, Psittacidae. The coding region runs from base 1 to 2772 and encodes 923 amino acids.